AUGGCGCCCCAGGAUUGGGCUCCGCAACUCCCGACACCAACCCUCUCCCGGCGUCGUUUUUCAUCACUUUCCCCGGCGGGUUUCCUCAUGGGGUGAUGGUUACCGCUCUCCGGAAGCGAUUUUUGCAGCAGCGUGAGAGCGUAGCCGCGGCCUCCUGCCGAGGACUGGAGCCUCAGAUGGAGAGUGUGGGCGUGUACGGAUUCUGUGGGUGUACAGCAAAGAACAAAAUGAAGUGUGAUUCAAGGUGGGAAAUAGCUGCUACAGAGAUGGCCCCCACAUCUGCAUAUUCAUCUCCAGCCCGGAGUCUGGGGGACACAGGAAUAACACCCCUGUCCCCCUCCCAUAUUGUGAACGAUGCCAACACGAAUGUCUCAGAGCAGCAGAUGUUCCUCGUGGUGGUGGCCAUUGACUUUGGGACCACGUCCAGUGGCUAUGCCUACAGCUUCACCAAGGAGCCGGAGUGCAUCCACGUGAUGAGGCGAUGGGAAGGGGGCGACCCGGGGGUGUCCAACCAGAAGACUCCGACCACCAUUCUGUUGACUCCGGAGAGGAAAUUCCACAGUUUUGGGUAUGCAGCCAGGGACUUUUACCAUGACCUGGAUCCCACCGAGGCCAAGCAGUGGCUGUACCUGGAGAAGUUCAAGAUGAAGCUGCAUGUCACUGGGGACCUCACCAUGGAGACAGACCUGACAGCAGCAAAUGGCAAGAAAGUCAAAGCCCUGGAAGUCUUUGCUUAUGCCCUGCAGUACUUCAAGGAGCAGGCGCUGAAGGAGCUUAGCGACCAGGCAGGCUCGGAGUUCGAGAAUUCCGAUGUCAGAUGGGUCAUUACAGUGCCUGCCAUCUGGAAACAGCCCGCCAAGCAGUUCAUGAGACAAGCUGCCUACCAGGCAGGCCUGGCCUCCCCUGAUAACUCGGAGCAGCUCAUCAUUGCCUUGGAGCCUGAGGCGGCCUCCAUCUACUGCCGAAAGCUGCGGCUGCCCCAGAUGAUCGAGCUGAGCAGCAAGUCCGCGGUCAACGGGUACAGCUCCAGUGACACAGUAGGAGCUGGGUUUGCACAGGGUGAUAAGUAUGUGGUUGUGGACAGUGGCGGUGGCACCGUAGACCUGACAGUCCACCAGAUACGGUUACCAGAGGGACACCUUAAAGAACUGUAUAAAGCAACAGGUGGACCCUAUGGAUCCUUAGGAGUAGACUAUGAAUUCGAAAAACUUCUGUGUAAAAUAUUUGGAGAGGAUUUUAUUGAGCAAUUCAAAAUCAAGCGUCCUGCGGCCUGGGUUGACUUAAUGAUUGCGUUUGAGUCUCGCAAGAGGGCAGCUGCCCCGGACCGAACUAACCCGCUGAACAUCACCCUGCCCUUCUCCUUCAUCGACUACUACAAGAAGUUCCGUGGUCACAGCGUGGAGCACGCCUUGAGGAAGAGCAAUGUGGAUUUUGUGAAGUGGUCCUCGCAGGGGAUGCUGAGGAUGAGUCCAGACGCAAUGAAUGCCCUUUUUAAGCCGACCAUUGACAGCAUCAUCGAGCAUCUCCGGGACCUGUUUCAGAAGCCCGAAGUGUCCACUGUCAAGUUCCUCUUCCUGGUGGGCGGCUUUGCGGAAGCGCCCCUCCUGCAGCAGGCCGUGCAGGCUGCCUUCGGCAACACGUGCCGCAUCAUCAUCCCCCAGGACGUGGGCCUCACCAUCCUCAAGGGUGCUGUCCUCUUCGGCCUGGACCCUGCUGUCAUCAAGGUGCGCCGGUCCCCACUGACCUAUGGGGUGGGUGUGCUGAACCGCUAUGUGGAGGGCAGGCACCCGCCUGAGAAGCUGCUGGUGAAGGACGGCACUCGCUGGUGCACCGAUGUCUUCGACAAGUUCAUCUCUGCUGACCAGUCGGUGGCCCUGGGCGAGCUGGUCAAGCGUAGCUACACCCCGGCCAAGCCCUCCCAGCUGGUCAUUGUCAUCAACAUCUACAGCUCUGAGCAUGACAACGUGAGCUUCAUCACUGACCCUGGGGUGAAGAAGUGCGGCACGCUCCGCCUGGAUCUCACGGGGACCAGCGGCACGGCCGUGCCCGCCCGGAGGGAGAUCCAGACCCUCAUGCAGUUCGGGGACACCGAGAUCAAGGCCAUGGCCAUCGAUAUAGCCACCUCCAAGAGUGUCAAGGUUGGGAUUGACUUCUUAAAUUACUAACCAGCCACCCCGCCACCUGCUCCCUCGGACCCAGCUCACCUGCAUCCGCUGACCUCAACCCUGACUGUUCUUUCCCUGUCCUUGACCCUUGCCUCUGCCCACCUGAAUUUCAGCAGGGAAGAUGAGAACAACCAGGGAUAGAAAUAAUUUGGAAUUUUUGAGGGCACACUGGAGUCAGAAAAACUGUCGGAACUUGAGAUCCAGGUUUGGGGAUAAGAAAAGAUCUAGAAAAGCAGCUAGUUUUCGUAGGCACACAGUGGUGAAACACCCACCCAGCAAGGGGAUCCAUGCAUAUCUGCAGCAGUGGCUGAGCCUGCUCCGAGCAGAUCUCCAUUUAGUGAACUUCGGAUGCUAUUGCUAUCUUUCUAGAUUUGAAAUAAGAUCCUUGAGCCGGGAGGGAUUCUUCAUCUCUUUGAGGCUUUCCUUUUUACAUCUUUUGGAUGGCAGUCAAUACAAAAUGCCACCCAUCUGCAGUUAAUUCCUUUUCAUCAUCAUGUGAUUAAAAGUGGUGAUUCAGUGGGAAUGGGGAGUGUUUGUAGCCGGUGGGAGAAGACUGCCUACACUGGGCACUAUUUUAGGUUCUCAUAAUUUAAAGUCCAAAUAGGUUUAGUGAAGAAAAAUGGUAGCCUCAGCUUAUCCACUAGGAUUUAUGUGAGUGGGGUAGCUGACCCCUCAACUUCUCAGCAGGGAAAAACUUGAUUCGAGGGAAAUGGAUAUUAAAUCAAUGCUGACAUAUCUCAAAUUAUAUGCUGUGACAUAAUUCCCCAAGUGCCAAAUCCUGAUUUCUGAAUUCAUAAGGGAUUCUAGUUAACCUUAGGGGGAUUCUGUGAAGAAAUAAGGUUGCAGUUGGCUUUGUUCACAUCACCAAGCCCAGGAGUCCGGAACAAUCCUUCACCUUAACAAGCAUAUGUACUUAAAAUUUUAACUUUCUCCUCCCUGACCACCCUCAUCUCCCUGAGAGUCUGGUCCAUGUAGUCCCACAUUUUGAAAAUAAUACAUCGGUGAUAGAUACACAGGCAGAGAAGCUGUUCUUGGAAAUGUUUCACUAAAAUCAUCAGCUUUUAAAGUCUAUUUAAAAGGAAUUCAUAGAUCUGUACUUGAUAAAUUCAGCCACGGUUUUUCAGAGCAGAUUUGAGCAUCAUCAGGAUGGGAACUGCCUGGAUGCUUCUUAAAUACGGGUUUCUGGGUCCCAUCUCUUCCCCUUCAGGAAAUGAAGUCAAGUCUUGGAGAGAGGAACCAGAAUCUGCAUUUUUAGUAGGUGCCACAGGGGACUGUAGUCCCACUGAGAUUUGAGAUCUAACUUUAGGUUUUGUUGAAAGAUGAAGCACAGACGGGAGCUUGCAGCCUCUGGCCUUCCUCUUCGGGGUCCCCUGGGGGAGGGUUUACAAGUGAAGAGCCCUGAUCCCACUCCUUCCUUUCUUGUGACGGGGCUGGGGCUCCACCAGGCACGGGGAUGGUGUUUUCAGCCCCCACAGGAAGGGCCUGGAGAGGAAAAAAAUUCAAAGGCCAUAUUCUGAGGAUGGGGCUGAGGACCCUGUGUCUGCAUUCUCCACUCCCAUCCCCACCUGCAAAGCCGGUCGUCUUCAACAUUCAGGAACCAUCUGAGGAAAAAGAAUAAAGAAUCUGACGUGCAACCCACCUGAUCUUUUCAAAGCUGUCUUUUCCACGUGCUGGAAUUCAUUCCGAUUUAAAUCCCUGGAAGCAUGAAUAAUGAAUGAGGGAGGAUGAGCGAACUCACUUUGAAUGCAAGCUGGAGGCAGAAACCAUUACCACAGCCCAUAUGCAGAUUUUAAAUGGCAUUUCCAAGUUCAUUUUAACAUGUCUUCUUUCUCACUUCGCCUGCUGCAGAAUGCCCUCCUUGAAUGUGGAACAUGAAUAAACCACACAACUAGAGAAUGCUAGUCACAUGACUCGGUGGCCAGAUCUCACACCCAGGCACAAGGGUGUGUUUGCCAGGGUUCUCUUGCUGCCUGCUCUGCUUCAAAAGCUACACGUUAUGGGGUCUGUCUUUGGUGUUGCCAGCCAUAUUCUGCAAAUAAGACUUUUCAAUUUAGUUAUAAGUAAUAUAAUUUUAUGUACAUACACUAUUAGAAUAUUGUACAGAAUCUUUAUUUCUACAAUACGCUUUUCUUGUUGGAAAGAAAAAAAGGAAAAUGCUCUUUGAAUCUUGUUGAUGACAUUGCUGCCUUUAAUUGUUCAUGGUUUCAUUUCUUAAUUGUCUUACUAAUUGAUUUGUACCAAUGCUAAACUAUAGACUAUGUAUGCAAGACUAAGCAAUAGACUAGGGUCAGAAUAUUCUGAACAAAUGGACCACCUGGAUCAACAGCUUCAUUAGACCCUUCUGUGUGCACCUCCUUCCCAAAGGGUCCCAAGUUAUAUUUAAAGGAGCAUAAUAAUGUAUCAAUUCUCCUGUCCAGUCCUUGAGAGCUGAACAUUCUAGUUCUGUUAGCAGUGUGACUGCAGAGACAGACCUAUGAAGACUCGGUGUCCCUGUAGGGUUAUCACCCUCUGCUUGUGGGGCAGAGCCGUCACCCUGAGGGCAAAGUGUGGACCACCACUUGUGGUGGCACAGUCAAGUCCUUUUUUUGGCUAAUGUAGGACCUUUCCCACCUUGCACUGAGGAUGUCUCAUCUAUUUCUCUGAAACGAGCUGGUUGAAAUCUGCAAUGUUGGCACAUAGAUGAUGGAGAGGGGGUGAUAAUUUUACUGGACUUAAUUCUGGCCCCAGAGAUGCUGCCCCAUUAGUUGAACUUAUUAAAGGGAAUCCCCCAAUCCAUCCCACCUCCUCCCUCCUGGAAAUAUUCUGGAAUGAGAGCCCUGGAUAAGUUCAUCUGGACACAUUUUAUAACCUUAGAUAGUUUCUAAAAGGCCUGUUGUCUUGACCCAUUACUCAGUUGCCGCUGGCAUGUACUAUCUGAUGUUCAUGUUUCUUGGAAGCAGAACUAUCUCAGGAUUUCUUUUGUUGCUGCCUUUCUGUCCACAGCAGCUAUUACUAAGUGCUGAGUGACAGGCAAGCCACAGACAUACAAGACAGGCAAGAAGAAAGAAGAGA
This is a messenger RNA of Manis javanica (Malayan pangolin), 5216 nucleotides long. NCBI's taxonomy places the organism in Eukaryota, Metazoa, Chordata, Mammalia, Pholidota, Manidae. The record is from RefSeq and is a predicted model, not a curated record.